Nicotiana tabacum (common tobacco) is the source of this 6618-nucleotide messenger RNA. NCBI's taxonomy places the organism in Eukaryota, Viridiplantae, Streptophyta, Magnoliopsida, Solanales, Solanaceae. The record is from RefSeq and is a predicted model, not a curated record.
UUUUUUCUUUUCAAAGUUUUAUUUUUUUUUUCUUUCCAAGUACUCUCACUCUUUUUUUCCCUUUCAAUUCCCUACAAGUGGCUCUCAUAAUUUUUCCAAACAUUGCACAUUUCUCCUUUUUCAAUAGUUUUCCUCAAAAGCACGACCAUACCUCAACUUUAGCUUUCACAAGCUCAUAACAAAAUCAAGUGCUCAAGAGAGGUAAAAAGUUUAAAUAGAUAAUCAAUUCAAACAAAAUGGAUCAAGCUUGCAGUGUGGUUACCAAAGAAGUAGGAUUAUAGGCUCAAAUGGCUGACUAGGAUACACAACAAUUAGGCGGACCAUAAACAUAUAAUUGGCUCAACAACGAAAUACCUAUAUCACUUCCUAGACUGAACAAGACUACUAUUUCGCUUUGCAAACACACGGGACAAGUUCUAGACAUCAACUGACAUACACAGAAUAUCAACAAAUCCUCACUCAGGGUCAGAUCUAUCCCUACUCUCUAGUCAAAGAAGUUAAGCAAAGUCAAGAUCAAACAAAUUAAGGUACUUAUCCAUGAGUCAAGAACUGAGCCUAGGCAUCACAACUAAAGCACUUAUUGCUCUCAAAGCACAACACAGGUAAGAUAAGUUAUCUCUAUUUAACACCACAACACAAGACUUCUCUAUUCCUAAUUAAAAAAAUUAACUACAUCCUGUUCAAGUAAAAACCUUGGAAAAGAACCACAUCACAAAGAAAAACCAAGGGCAAUUAUUACACUACUUAAGAAAAAUAAAAUAUUUUUUUAAUCCCUCAAGAAGAAAACCGAGGAAAUCCAUUGUCGGGAAAAGUAAAAAUAAAAUCAAUCAAAAGAAACGAAAACAAACACACAUUUACAUAUUUAUAUCCCCACCCCACACUUUAAAUUGUGGCAUAUUCACAUAGCACACAAAUAAAAAGCAAGAGGUAAAGGAAUCUUCCCUGAUUCAUCUAGCCGGGGUCGCAAUCGAAGUCGGGAUCUCCUUUGCAUGCCCGACCCAAUGCACACAUCCAUGCUGAGAGCUUCUUUUCCGCCUUCUUUGGGUACACCCCAUACUUAUCAACUUCACUCUUUCCAAUUUGCUCUUUCAAGGCCGCCCUUUCUCCUUCCAUCUUGAAGAUCAGUCUUUCAUCUCCCACUCUGAGCAUGAGCUGCCUUUCCUGAAUAUCUAGAAUUGCUCUGCCCGUAGCCAAGAAGGGUCUUCCUAAAAUCAGCAGAACCUCCCUAUUCUCCUCCAUGUUCACCACAAUGAAGUCCACAUGGAACACAAAUUUAUCCACCUGAACUAGCACAUCUUCCACUAUUCCUUCUGGUAUGAUUGUUGUCUGAUCCGCCAGCUGCAAGGAUACAAGUACCGACCUGAUCUCUCAAAUCUCUCCCUCCAAUUUCAUGAAAAUAGACAAAGGCAUAAGAUUAAUAGAAGCACCUGAAUUACACAAAGAUUUUUGAAAUUUAAUACUUCCUAAAGAGCAAGGUAUAGUAAAACUUACUGGAUCUCCAUAUUUUUGAGGGAGUUUAUCUUGUAAGAUGGCACUAAAAUGCUUUGUCAACUUGACAACCGAUGUUUUUUCUACUUUCCGCUUCUUGGACAAUAUUUCCUUCAUGAAUUUGGCAUAAGCUGGCAUCUGCGAAAGCACCUCUAUGAAAGGUAUAUUCACAUAUCCACCUGCUUGAACACUUCUGGAAAGCGCUCGAAUUGUUUGUCCAAUUUCUCUCUUCGUUGCUUCUGGGGGGAAAGGUAGAACAUACAUGUAUUUGCUCUCUUCAGUCUCAUUAUUUAUUGAAUUAUCAUUUUUCUUCUUUUUCUGAGCUUUAAUCUUCCCUUUCUUUUUCAAAUCCUCAUCUACCCUCACUUCACCUUCUUGAAUGUUGUUGAUUUUCUAUUCCUCCACAAUCUUCACCUGUCUUUCAACCGUCUCAUCCUUUAGCUUUGCUAUGAGAUCCUCCAACUCAUGCCCACUCCUCAAAACACUGCAUUUAUUGUCUCUUUUGUAUUUCUUUCAGUAUCAGCAGGGAGUCCUUGUCCCUGAGGUCUAGAAUUAUUUUGCUGCCACGAGUUCAAGCUACCACUUGGUGAAUUCCAAGAAAAGCCUGGGUGCAUCUGUCCCAUAGGAUUGAAAUUAUUACCACUCCGGUAGUUACCUAUAUCAUAGCUUCCUAUAACAUUUAACACUUCAUAUGUAGCUGCGACCUGACACUCAUGCGUUGGAUGAGCUAUUCCAUAUAAAUCACAAACUGGUGAUGGUUGGCUCUGAACUUUGGUUAAGGUCAACUUUCUUAUCUCUUUGGCCAUGGCUUCUAAUUGGACUCACACUGCGGUGUUUGAAUCUACUUGAUGAACCCCAACAGAUCUUCUUCUAUCAUUACUCUCAGCAGUCCACUGGUUAGCAUCUUCAGAUAGCUCAUCAAGAAUUUUCACAAUCUCCUCAGCAGUCUUCUUCAUUAAAGGACCUCCAACUGCAGUGUUCAGAGUUCGUCGUGGGGGAGGUGUCAGUCCAUCCCAAAAGUCUUGGAGUUGCAUUCACAAUUCAAUCCCAUUAUGCUGACACUUUAUUAUAUCUCCUUGAAUCUUUCCCAAGCCUCGAAAAUUGUUUCAGUGUCCGUCUGGCAGAAGUUGUGAAUUUCCCUUCUGAACUUCACUAUUUUUGCAGCUGAGAAGUAUUUGUCAAGAAACUUUCUAGUCAUAUCUUUCAAUGUCCUGAUCGACCCCGUUGGUAAGCUACGAAGCCAGUGCUUCGCGACAUCCUUCAGUGAAAAGGGGAAUGCCCUUAAGUAUACAUCAUCUUUCGACACUCCGUUAUACUGGAAGGUGUUCAUGAUUUCCUCAAAAUACAUCAAGUGAGUAUUAGGAUCCUCAUUCACCUUUCCUCUAAAGAUAUAAUUGUUCAGAAUAGUUUAAAGCAAGCCUUUCUUUAACUCAAAAUUAUUUGCUGCUACUGGCGGAGGUCUGACACUGGAUAGUCCCUGAUUGUAGACUAGUCUGUCAUAAUCACCCAAUGCUCUACCAGGUCUGGGUACCGCAUUCUCGAACUGGUCUUCAAUCAAGGGUCGAUUUAGAUUGAAUAUUUGACCCCCAUCAUCGUUAACGGUCUCAUCAGCAGUUGUACAGGCUGGCUUAACUGCUACUCGUGCAUCUUCUUAUUGUGCUACUUCUCUUACAACUAAUUCUACCUCGUCUUCACUAUUUUUAGCCAUGUGUUCUGGGGUUGAAAGUUGCCCCAAAUGUUUUUCGGUGAGUUCUUUCUCUUUCUUCAACUGUCGCAGACUCUUUUCCACUUCUGAAUUAUUUGGAAUCAAUUCCUUUGAAGAAGAUCGAGUCAUACACCAGAGACGUCAAUCUGUUGCCUGCACACAGAAGAGGAAACCCGUGAAGAAUAAAAAAAAAAGAAAAAUAAAAUAAAAUAAAAAAACUUCCUGAAUUAGCACCAAAAACUAUUUUGAACACUAUUGAUUGACAAUCCCCGGCAACGCCGUCAAAAUUUGACAAGCACAAAACACAACAUGAAAUUGAUGCUCGCUAGCCAAAGAUAGUAUAUUUUAAUUAUCGUCUCCACAUGGAUUGGAUUUAAAUAAUAUUCGAGUAAUUUCUGGCUUAUUUGCUAUUCAGGAUGAUCAACACUUGAUUUCGAGUGAUUACUGCUAUAAUUAACUACUAAAUUAAGAUUACUAGUAAUUAGACCUAAUCACAGAGAAGAGAGUUGAACUUACGGGUUGUAAACAAUAUGAGAAUUAAGGGUUGCGACAUGAUAGGUGUACGAUAGCUAUUCGAGAUUUAACUCUGUUUAAAUUCACUUCUAAUGUUCUAAUGAUUUUCACGAAUUCGCUCGAUGAUUAGCUUAAACGUAAGGUUAAAGAUUCCUCUCUCAAUUAAAUAUGAACUCUACAAAAUAAACUAAUAUGAAGCACUGUGAAGAUAUGCAAGAAUACAUUAAUGGACUAGUGUUUAGGAAAACAUCUCUCGAAUAUUCUCCUAACUUGGCUUAAUCAACAAUUCAUAAAGCUCUCUCGAUUACUUAGAAGAAUCACUAAAUUAAACCGAACCAAAUAAUGCAAAGAUAAUCACCAAAAUAUUCCUCUUUCGAUUAAAUAAACCGGCGAGUAAAGUUGCAAAUAAUUCAAAGCUCCAUAAACGUAAUCACACAAUUAAACUAGAGUUAAAUCCACAAAUAUCAAUUAAAAUACCAUAUCCGUCGAAACCCUAGGGAAAGAACUACUCCAUAGAUAUGGAGAAAAUCAUCACAAAUAAGUUUAAGAAUAUAGAAAACAUCAAAGACAACUUUACAAUACAAACUCUCAUUUUUGCACCGAUUGUUGGCAAGAGAAUUGAUGAAAUUUUGUGUCUUUAAGCCGUGGUAGCUCUCCAAAACUCUCCUAGGUCGAAUAUCCUAUAAAAAAAAGUAUUUUUACAAUGUAUUUAUAUCGAGUAUGGAUGGACCUGGACUAAAAUACUCUCUAUGAGCCGAAUUAGAAUUAACUGGGCGAAAAAUUACAUUAGUGUGUCGUCCAUUGCGACGCACUGCGAGCCGCAUUAGUGGAACUUUUUUGAAGCUUAACCAAAAGAACGCACGCUUCCUUGUUCUCGCCAAGAGACAAAAAAUGGGUUAUCCCAUCGUUUACCAAGGCCUAACACAUGAUGUGUUAGUGCCACUUUUCAGAGGGGUUGAAACUUUAAGCUUCUAAUGCACUUCUGUCUUUUUCUUCUAUUAUUUUAUAUGUGCACCGGGUCCUUGACACCCGAACUCGAUUCCGACUUAACUCUCAAACUUCUACUCAGAUUUUAAAAUUCUUUUUUUUAUUCUCUUUUAGCUCUAAGUCUUGACCCGAAAUCUGAACCUACAUAACAGAAAACACGCAAUGAGUAUAAAUUGACUAUAUUUUAGCUUAAACACAAUUAAAGUGUAUUAAAUAAUAGGUGUAAAGUAGCCAAAAAUUUAUAUUUCUAGCCUACCAUCAGUGAUAAAUGAUGUUAUGAUGAAAUAAGGGAGGAUUGCGUGUGUACUAUGGGAUCGGGUUGUGCACCGCAACGGAUUGUGUAUGUUGUACUCAUUGUGUUAUUGUGUUAGUUUUCAGCCUUUUUAUAUGAUAUUUUGAGGUCAGAUAUUCUGGAGUCUAUGUGUGCGAGGAUUGAGCUCAUUAUCAUAAAUUAACUAUUUUACCAUCAUAUCCUGUUUCCUUCCCCGUUGUUAUUAUUAUUACUGCGUAGAGGUUAUUUUAGGUGACCCGCCUUAGCCUCGCCACUACUUCGUCGAGGUUAGGCUCGGCACUUACAGAGUACAUGGGGUCGGUUACUACACUCUGCACUUCUUGUGCAUAUUUUGGAGUCGGUCCUAGCGGCGGUUAGUAGAUUGCUCGGAUCCGGUGCUUGACGGAGACUUGAGGUACAGAAAACUGAUGCUCAAGUGCUAAUCCCUCAAGUUCCAACAUUGAUGAAAUGCAAGUUUGACAAAAUAUAUCAGUUGGGUGACUCACUUUCUGAUACUGGCAACUUCAUUAGAGAGAGCCUCGUUGGAGCUUUUUCUCCCUUUGCAAAACUUCCUUAUGGUGAAAACUUUUUCCAGAACAAAUCAACUGGACGAUGUUCUGAUGGUUUGCUCAUGAUCGAUUUCAUAGCAUUGGAAUGUGGUCUUCCUUUCCUAAAUCCCUACAAGGAUCAGAAUGGAAAUUUCACACAUGGUGCAAAUUUCGCAGUAGCAGGAGCUACUGUUUUGCCAGGUGAAAUCAUGGCUGAGAAGAAGAUUUCUAAUUCAGUAACCAAUAGUUCAUUAAAUGUGCAACUUGAUUGGAUGUCUUCUCAUUUCAAAUCCACUUGCUCUACUGAAUGCUCAGAAGACCUAAAGAAGGCACUUUUCCUGGUUGGAGAAAUAGGAGGAAAUGAGUUUAAUUAUGGUUUAUUGCAAGGUAAACCAAUGGAGGAACUUAGAGCUAUGGUCCCUGAAGUUGUUCAGACCAUUAUCAAUGCUGUUAAAACUAUCAUUGGGUUUGGAGCUGUCCGAAUUGUCAUUCCUGGAAAUUUCCCAAUUGGUUGUAUACCAAAUUUGCUAACAACGUUUUUGACCAAUAAUUCAACUGCGUACGAUGAUAAUCAUUGCUUGAAAGAUCUAAAUGACUUGGCAAUUCUCUACAAUCAUCAUUUGCAAAAAGCCAUUCAAGAGCUGAAGAAAGGACAUCCAAAUAUUACAUUGGUUUAUGGUGACUACUACAAUGCCUAUCUCUGGCUUCUACAAAAUGCCGCAAAUCUUGGUUUUGACAAAAACUCUCUACUGAAAGCUUGUUGUGGAAUAGGAGAAAAAUAUAAUUACGACAAAAAUAGAAUAUGUGGAGCUCCAGGACUGCAAAUUUGUACCGACCCUAGUACUUACAUCAGUUGGGACGGAAUUCAUUUGACACAACAAGCCUACAAAUGGUUGGCAAGAUGGCUAAUCGAUAACAUGCUACCAAAAUUGAAAUGCCAAGCUUAAUUUAGGCUUCCUUUUCUUUUUCUUCGCAAAGUGCAUCAAUAGAUCUAUUAAAAAUUUAAAAAUAGGCCUCUCAUUUCUUUCUCAUUUGUAUAUAGAGCAAUGCGGAGCGAAGCAAUUGUCAUAAAUUAGAAUGUAUUCAAUCCAUUUAGUAGAAAAAAG